Molecule: messenger RNA, 9936 nt
Organism: Plasmodium berghei ANKA
Lineage: Eukaryota; Apicomplexa; Aconoidasida; Haemosporida; Plasmodiidae
Product: conserved Plasmodium protein, unknown function
Exons: 1
Coding region: 1-9936 (3311 amino acids)
Biological process (GO): Golgi to endosome transport
Cellular component (GO): endosome; trans-Golgi network
Source: RefSeq, a predicted model, not a curated record
AUGAUAAAAAAAGGAUCCGAAUCGAAUCGAGCUUUAAGAAAGAAAUUAAACAAUGAUGUAACAAAUAUAUUGUUGCUUUUCGAAAAAGUACAAGAAUGGGCUGAUUUAAGUAACAUAUUACAAAAGCUAUAUUUAACAAUAGAAAAAUAUGAAGUUUUUUUAGAUAUAUCAUCAAAAUUUUUGUUAUUUAGAAGGUUAUCACAAUGUUUAAACCCAAUGUUACCAUCUGGAGUUCAUUCAAAAGCUUUAAUUAUAUAUGGAUCAAUAUUUAAAAAAGUUGAAAAAACUUAUUUUAUGGAUAAUAUCCAUAUAUUAUGUUCAGGAAUUUUUGAGUUUAUGUUACAUUGUACAAUUAGUUUAAAGACAAUAUAUUUUAAAAAUAUAAAAUCAAUUUUAAAUUUGAGAGAAAAUAUUCACAUGUUUACAUAUGCUCUUUUAUUAUCCCUUUUUAAUGUAGUAGAUAGUGAUAAUAACAUUUUACUUUAUAUAUAUUCAAUAAAUAAUUAUAUAGGGGAAAACAUAUUUUUUAAUAAUUUAUGGUUAUUAUUAUUAAGGCAUUCAGAAAUAAGAACAAAUGUUUUAAACUUUUUAGAAACUUCAUUUAGUCCACAAAUUUAUUUAUUAUCCAAAGAAAGAAUAAGAACAUUACUUCCUUAUAAAGAUGAAUUAGUAUUAUCAUCAUUAAUAUUUUCUUUAAAUGAUAAAAAUAUAUUAAAUCAAAGAAUUACAUUAAGUUUACUUAUAAAUAAUUUUCCUUUAUAUGAUGUACAAGUCGAUUUGAGUUUAUCUCAAAAUUUGAAUAAUGCUAGCCGAGUUGGAUUUAAUAAAGGAGGUCAAAUUAUAAAUAAAAAUAACAUAACAUCUUAUAAUGAUAAUUUGCGACAAAAUGUUUCAAAUAUUAGAAUAAAAGAUGGAAAUAUAAAUGUGAAAAGGAACAUAUGCUCUCAAUUUUCUGAAAGCUUUUCAACAAGCCAUUUUAAUAAUAAUAAUAAUGAUAAAAUUCAAAAAAAUACUUCUUUUGAAAAUGGAAAAAAAAAAGAAAAUAUAAUUAAUAAUGAAUUCCCCAAAAGAGGCAUAUUUAAUAUUAAUGAAAUUGAUAAAAAUGAAAAAGAAUAUAUUAAUACAAAAAUAGUUAAUGGCAAAUCUUAUAAAAAAAAUUUGAACAAAACAUAUUGUGAAGAAAAUAAAUAUGAUUCACCAAAUAGUAUUCUAUUCAAUGAAAUAAGUAAAAAAAUAAUAAUUCGAAAUGUAAUGUUUUUAUUACACAAAUCAGAUAUGGGAUUAAAUAGACGAAUUUUUAAAUAUCUAUAUAUGUAUGAAAAUAAUGAUGAUAAGCACAUAAAGGAUAACAUAAAUUUAGAAAGUUAUAAAAUUUAUUAUGAAACUAUUAUAGAUAUUCUUGAAAAUAAAUUUAAUGAUAAUCCAAUAGACAUAUUAGAAGUUUUAUUUAUUUUGUUUAAAAAUACAGAUUAUAUAAAUAUUAAUAAAUAUAUUAUGGAAAAAAUAUUUUUAUAUUUGUUAAAAUUUUUCUAUAAAAAUAGAGACAACAGCAAUAUUAAUGAAUAUUUUAAGAAAAUAUUAAAUAUCGAAUUAAUAAGUUUUGAAACUAUUACAAAUAUAUUUAUGUGUACAUUUCACUAUUUAAAAAAUGAUGAAGAACUAUUUAAGAAUAAUAUAAAUGCAUAUAUAAAAAAAUUUAUUAAUUUGUUAAAUAUUAUGACAUAUUUUCUUGAAUAUAUCCAAGAAAUAAAUAAAAAAUUCUAUUUUUAUUUUGUAUUUGUAUUCAGUACAACAUUACUAAUAUUUGUAAAUUUUUUAAAUAAUAAAUUAAUUAAUAUGAUUCAAAAUCAUUUAUCUAUGAAUCUAUUUAACGAUUAUCAUCAAUUUUUAAAUUUCAUUCGCUUAAUACCUGGAAAGGACGCUGCUUUAUGUUAUUUUCAUUUUUUUGUAAUUAAAUAUAAUAACUUUUAUUUACAAAAAACUCUUUUUCUAAUUAUUACUGGAAUAUUGUUUAAAGAAAUGGCUAUUCAUGAUAUAGGAGUUGUGAAUUGUUUUGCAAAUGAGUUAUCUAAUGAAAAUAAUCAAAACUUUGAAAAUAACUUUAAUUAUCGAUACAAUGUUGAUAAAUCAAAUAAUAUAAUUCAAUCGAGUUAUGAAAAUUGUCGAAGUGACAUAGAUAAGAAUUCUAAACAUGAAUUAUCAAAUUCUAUGAUUAAUAUAAAAAAUAAUGCCGAAAAUUUUGAUAAUAUUAAAGAAAUGAAAAGAAAUAAUCCUAAUUGUGAAUUAAAUGUAAAGAAUCAAAAUUCAAAAAUAGAGAAAAGUUUUGAAUGGGAUGAAAAAUUAAAAUAUGUUUUUAAAAAAUAUAUAAGUAAAUUAAAAUAUAAUUUAAUUGAUGCUAUUAUUAAAAAUAAAGAAUUUCAUUUUUUUACAAAUAAUUAUGAAUAUAUAAUAUUUUUAUUUUUUAAUUAUCAUAUAUUAAUAGAAAAAGAUAAAAUAAAUGAUAGUUGUAGUUUUUUUUUAAUCAAUAUUUUAAAAAAUUGCAAUAAAGAAAAUACAAAUAAGUUUUAUUUUUGGGCAUAUUUAUUUUUAAAUAUUAUUCGAAUUAAUUUUAACAAAAUCGUUUUAUUAAAUUAUAGGGAAAUUAAAACUGAGGAAAAAAAAACAUCACAAAACUCAACAAAUUCAAACCAAUCCAACAAUAUAUCAAUUCCAACAAAUAACAAUAAUCCUAAUCAAAUUAAAGGAAAAAAUAAACAAGUUAAUAAAGCAUAUUCAAAUGAUAAAAACAAUGGACAAAUCGAAAGGGAAAUAUCUUUUAAUUAUGAUAAAAAUUAUGAGGAUGAUAAUUUUAUUAUUAAUCAAAUUGAAAAAAAUAAAGAACGUAAAUUUAGUAUAAAUGAGUUGGAUAAUAUAAAAGAAUAUAUGAUAUAUGAUUCAUUUAAAAAUAAUGAAAUGAAAAAUCUUUUUGACGAUUUAAUAAAAUAUAAUGGGCGAAAUGGAAGUAGUAGUAUAUACUUUUCAUCAUUUCGAAAUUAUUUUAGUAAUGUUAAAUCGGGAGUUUUAUUUAAUAGAAAUUUUGUAGCAAACAUUUUAAUAUAUUCCAACAAAUUAGUAAAAUAUAUAUUUAAUUAUAUAAAAAUAUUAAAACAUAAUAAAUGUUUUAUAAAAUUAUUCUUUGAUAUAAAUUAUAUGUAUAAUUUUUGUCAUAAUCAUUAUUGCUUAAAUAUAUUAAGACAAUCUUUAAAAACAAAAGAUUCAGAUAAAUUAAUGCAUAAUACUAAAAUAAUUUUAGAAUAUAUUAUAAAUAAUAAAAUAAGUGAUUUUCAUAUUAUUCAUUCAAAUUUUUAUAAUUUAACUCAUAAUUUAUUUAAGCUUUAUCAAAAAAGAAAUAUAUUAAUAAACUUUUAUAUAGCCAAAUUUUUAAAAAGUAAUAAAAAAAAUAUACCAUAUAUAUUUGAUCACAUUAUUAUAAGCAUGUUUGAAUUAAUAACAUGCAUAGAACAAAUAUUUGAUAAAGAAGAAGUAGAAAAUUCAAAAAUGGCAAUUUAUAAAAACAGAGAUGAUAAUAAUGAACCCAUGGAUAAAUAUGAUAUAAAGAAUAAAAACAUUUCAAGAUGUAGUUUUGUGAAUAAUGAUCAUAUAUUUGGAAAUGAAUAUGAAAAUAGAAACCAAACAGAUUAUCGAAAUGAAAAAAUAGGCUACCAAAAUAACUUUUAUUAUUCCAAUAUCGAAAAUAGAGAAAAAUUUGAUAAAGAAUCUAUUCCAAAUAAAAUAAAAAAUAGACAAAAUAUACCUUGUGAUAUUCGAAAAAAUUAUGAAAUUGUUUUAAAUAAGUUAAAAUGUAGAUUUGAUUAUUUAAAUUUUUUUUUUUGUAAUAUUGAAAAUUUUAUGUUAUGGUUAUAUCAGCAUAAAAUUAGUAAAAAUAUUUAUAAUUAUAGAGAAAAAAUUAUUUUAAAAAAUUAUGAAGAAAAUAUUAAUAUUAUUGUGUGUUGUAUAUGUACCGAAGGGAAUAUAAGUUCUUUAUAUUUUAGAAAUUAUUUAGAUGUAUUCUUUAUAUUAUUUUUAAAAAUACUUUAUAUUAAUGAACGAAUUCAAGAUGUAAACAAUUUAGAUUCUAAUAUAAAUCUUAAAUCAAAUAAAACCAACGAACAUAAUGAAAUUAAUUAUUAUUCAGAUAACAAUAAAUUAAAUAAAAAACAAAAAAAAAAUAAUAAAAUUUUAUUUAAACAAAAUAAACUACUUGAAUUUAAAAGAGAUGUUAUUGAACUUAUUAAUAAAAUAUUUAAUUUAAAUGAAAAUAAACAUUUUGAAUAUAACAAAAUUUUGUAUAUAUAUUAUAAAGAAACAAUACAUCACUUUUUAUUUUUAUUUUAUUAUUUUACAAUUAAAAAAUAUUAUAUUUUACAAAUACAACUAAUUCGAUUUAUUAGGUAUGUUUUAUUUAGAUAUGAAAAUAAUGGUGAAAAGUUGGUUAUUUAUGGAUUUUUACCAUCUAUUUUAACAACUGGAAUUGGAAAUAAAAUUGUUUUAAAAGAUGAAGAUAAAGAAUCAAUAAAAAUGAAAGAAAAUAAAUUAUCAACAAAAUAUACAAACUAUGAUGAGUUUAUUAUAGCUAGUAAUAAUUAUUUUGAUAUAAUUAAUGCAAAUAAUGAAAAAAUAAAAAAUGAUGUAUUUAUAUUUAGUGUUUUAAGGAAAUCUAUGACAAUAAUAUUAAAUACAAAUGAAAAAGUAAUAUAUAAAGAAGUUUUAAAAAGUAUUAUUUAUUUAAUAGAAAAUAUAAUUACAGAAAGAAGUGUGAAAACAUAUUAUUUGACUGUAUUUUUUUUGGAUUUAUUAUAUAUUAUAAAAAUCGAGGAUAAAAAAAAAAAAAAAAACAUUUUUUUUAUAAAAAAAUUUUGUCAAUUUUUGUUAGAAAUUUUUAAAUUAAUAUAUAAAGAUGAAUUACUUAGUGAAAAUAAAAAUGAAAUUAAACAGGAAUAUAAAUAUGAUUAUAAUAGUAUUUCAAUUGAAGAAAUAGAAAAUAGCUUAAUGGAAAAUAAAGUGCCUAUUCAGCCUUUUUGUGUAAUUUUUUCUAUAAAAACUGAUGACAAAUAUCUGAAUAUGCAACAUAUAAAUAUAUCAACACUUUUUUCUGUUAUUUUUAAUCUUUAUGUUUUUCUUAAAAAGCGAUUAAAUUAUUAUUACAAAAAUGAUAAAGAUUUGAUCAAUUGUGACGAAAAUAAAAACAUUUCAAUAAAUAAUAAUAGUAGUAUAUAUAAUUAUAAUAAUAGUAGUAUAUAUAAUUAUAAUAAUAGUAGUAUAUAUAAUUAUAAUAAUAGUAGUAUAUAUAAUGAAGUAAAUAGUGAACAUAAUAAUCCAGAAAAUUAUAACAAAGAUUUAAAUCACAAUAUAUUUGACCGAGAUGAAAGUAUGGAUAAAGGAAAUGAUAAUUCAGUUUUUACAUUUAGUUAUGAUAUUGAUCCAAAAAAAUAUAAAUCAAAUUUUCAAAAUAAUAAAGUAUAUCAAACUAAUGAUUUAAUGAAUGACGCAUUAAAAGAAGAAAAUUUACAAUAUAAUUCUAUGGAAAAAGAAAAUAUAAAUUAUGAUAAAAUAAAUAAUAAUGUAAAAGAAAAUAAGUUCUUUGAUAAACACGACGAUGCAAAUUUUGACAAAAAUAUUAUAUAUAAUAAUAAUACAAACAAAGAAAUAAAUAUUAUUUACGAUGACAAUUCUGUAAAUAAUUUUAAGAUAAAAAAAAAAUUGUAUGAGUAUGAUAAUAUGGAAUAUACAUCAUGGAAAGGAAAACAUAAUGAAUACAAUUAUGAAAAUAAUAAAAAUUAUGAACAAAACGAAGAAGAUACAUACAAAACCAGAAAUAAUGAUAAAAGAAUAGACGAUUGUUAUUAUAAAGAAGAAAAAGAAAUACAAUCGUAUUAUGAUAAAAAAAACACAUCAGGAAAUUUUUUAAUUAACGAAUAUGAUUUAUCUGUUAAUGAUAAUCCAAAACAAGUUCAAGGUAAUAAAGUUGAUUUAAUUUAUGAAAGAAAGCAUAGUAAUAGUUAUCAAUUUUGUGAAAAAAACAUUUUUAAUGCAUCUCAAAAUGGUGUGGAUAAUGAAAAUAGCUAUACAGAUAAAAACUAUUUAAUAAAAUCAGUGCAUUAUAAUUCGGAUUGGAAUAAUAAUAAAAUGUUAGGAGAUAGAGAUGGAAAUCGAAAUUGUAAUAAUUUAAGUAAAUAUAAUAAUGGAUAUAUUUCAAGUUUGAAAAAAAAAAAUAAAAAAAUUUCACUAUUAAAAGUGUGUUUAAUCAACAUUAUUUCUAUUAGUAAAAUUACAUACUUUAUUACAAGAAAUGAAUUUUUAUUUAUAAGCAACUUGUAUUCACUAUUUAAAAGAAAUAUUCCUAAUUACAAAUCUGAUAAUGGUAAUGAUAAUGGUAAUGAUAAUGUUAAUGAUAAUGAUGCAGGUGGUGUAGAUAAAGAAUAUGAUGUGGUUAAUAUACAAGAUGAUGAUUGUGAAAAAAAAAAAUAUAAAACAAAAAUUGAAGCAAGCAAAUAUAGUGGAAGUGAGCAAAGUAGUAUUGACGGAAAUGGAACAUUUGAUGAAGAUGAUAUUGUAAAAAGAGAUAAAAAUAUGUUAAAAAAAUUAAAAAACAUGAAAAAGCAUGGAAAAAAAGAAAAUAAAAUUUUUUUAAAAAAAUUAAAUAAAAAAAAAAAAAAAAAACACAUUUAUGAAAAUAAAAAAUUAUCAUUAUUUUUACUACUAUUAACGGAAUUUAAUGAAGAUAUACUUGUAAAGAUUUUAGAAGAUAUUGUAAAUUAUUAUGAAAAAUAUAAAAAUAAAAUAAAUAUUAACACAUUUAUGUAUUUUUUAUUUAAUAUAUAUUUAAAUAUAUGUCAAUUAUCUCAAAAAAUUAUUAAUUGCUUUGUUGAUAUUUUAUUUUUGUUAAUAAAAAAAAUAACAUUAAAUUCUCAAAAUGUUAUGAGUAGUAUAUGGUUUUUAUAUAUUCUAUUUAUAAUUGAAAAAAAUCAUGCUUAUUUAUUUAAUGAUAAAUUACAGAAAAAAAUAAUUAUUGAACAAAUUAAUAUUGUAAUUCAAAUAUCUCUAUAUAGUUAUUAUGCAAAAAAUAUAAAAAAUAAUUAUAACAUUCAAUUACCAUUACCCAGUUUUGUAUAUCCAUUUAAUAUAUAUUAUAUUAAAAAUAAUUCAAACCUUGAUAUUAAUAAAUAUUUCAGAAAAAAAAAUGAAACAUCAAAAUUUAUUAACUUAAAUGAUAAUGACGAAAUAAAAAAAAUAAUUCAUAACUAUAGUUCUAAAUCAAUUGAGAGUCAUUUUAAUAUAAACGAUUAUUCAGAAAUAGCAGCGAUUAAUUCAUUAGCAUUUUUGUUAAUGUGUUUUUACCAUGCAGUUAAUGUUAAAAAUGCUGAAGAAAGCCAAAAUGAAUUUGAUAAUAAUUUACAUAAUAAAAAUGAAGUUAAAAAAAAUAAUGGAAAUAAUACAAUUGGAAAUAAUAACAAUAAUACCAAUAAUAACAAUAAUAAUAAUAAUAAUCUCGUAUCUAUUUCGAAUAAUACACAUUCUGGCGCAAAUAGACAAAUAAAUUCAGGAAAUAAUAAUUUAAACAAUAUAAAUCAUAAUUAUUAUAAUAAUAAUUUGAUAAAUGGAUAUUCUAAUAAUAACAAUUUUGUAGGAAUUGGUGUAAAAAGUUUUAUUACAGAAUCAGCAAUUAAUUUAUUUUAUGAAAAUUUUGGAAAGUAUAUAUCUUUAUUAUAUAAUAAUAAUAUACAAAACGUUUUUUAUAGAUAUCCAUUUUUUUUAAUUAUAAAUUUUUUAUUAGAUUAUAAUUAUAAUUGUAGAUAUUAUAUAAAAAAAAUAAUAUCCGAUUUAUAUUAUUGUAUUUCAAAUCUUGAUAUACGAUGCACCCAAGCUUUAUCAAAUAUUUUUAAAAAAAUAAAUGAAGCAAAUAUUGAUGAUUUAUUAUUACCACCUACUAGUAGCAUAUUUUCUCUCAAAUUUAAUAUUAUAAAUUCUAGAAUAAAUUAUAUUAAUAAAUUAUCAUUAAUUAUUUUAUCAGGAAGUUGGAAUUUUUAUUUGAAUUAUCUCCCAAAAAUUGCAGAAAAUAUAUCUGAAUAUUUAAAAUAUUGUACAGAUUUAAAAUUAUAUAGAGAAAUUUUAAUAUUAAUAUGUUCUAUAAUAAUACGAAAUGAUGAAAAUGAAAUUUAUAUAAUUAUACCUACUUUUAUUUCUUUAAUUUUACAAAUAUAUCAUGUUGAACGCAUUAAAUAUAAAAUAGCUAUUGAAAAUCUUAAAAAUGUUGACAAAAAUGAUGAUAAUUAUAUUUAUGAUUUUAACACAUAUGAUAAUAGUGAUGUAUUAUGUUUAUUAAGAACUUUGUUAAUUAUUAUUAACAUAUUAGUAAAAAGAAAUGUAAACUUUAUUAAUUUUUAUUCUUGGAUUUUUUUUAAAGACAUAUCUAUAAAAAAAAAUACAUUUUCAACACAUAAAGAUAUGGGUAAUUAUAUAACGCCAGCAGUUUAUAAUAAAGCAAUUAAUAAUAUGAUAAAAAAUCAUAUUUCAAUUCAAAAUUCACAUAAUAUUAUUGAACCUGAUACAAGUUCUAGUGAAUAUAAUAUUAAUAAAAGUGUUGAAACAAAUGGAAUAACAACAAUAAAUUAUACAAAAGAAGGUGUUGUUAUUGUUGAUGAAUCAAUACCAAAUGCUAAUUCACCACAAAUUGAAAAAGAUAUUAAACCAGAUAUAGAUAUCUCUAAAAAAAACGAAAUGCCAAAAAAUAGUAUGAAACAAAAAAAAAAAAAUAAUAUGAUUACUAUUUUUCUUAAUUAUACAGAAGAAAAAAUUUAUAAUUAUCAUUUAAUGGCAAAUAACAAAAAAAUCAAAAAUAACAAUAAUACAAAUAACAAUUCUAUAAAUAUUACUUCCAAUGUUAAUAAUAAUAUUGGAAGUAACAUUCCGAGUAUGUUAUCCUCACAAUAUACUAUGAAAAAAAAUUUAAUAACAAACAAAAAUAAAAAUGAUGAAUCAAAGUUUGUUGCUUUUCUAGAUAUAAUUGAACAAGUAUAUGGCCAUCAUAGUUCAGCAAAAAGACCAAGCCAAGAUGAUAGUAUAAAUGAAGAAGGUAAUAAUGAAAAUUCACAAAUUGUUACAAAUAAAGAUGAAAAUAAUUUAAGUAAUUCAGAUUAUACAGAAGACAAUGAUUCUAUAGAGAUGGGCCACGCACUUACCAGUAGUAGUGAUAAUAGUAAUACAAGUUGUAGUGGAUAUAAAGAAAAAUAUAAACAAAAUGAUGAUAAUGAAAAAUCUAUAAAUAUAGAUGAACCAUUUGACACACAAAAUCUUUAUUAUAAUAAUGAAAUAAAAAAUAAAAGUUAUUGUGAUCAUUAUCUAAAUGAAUAUAUAGAUGAUGAAAAAUAUAAAUCAAUUAAUGAUGAAACUUCAUCUAAUUAUAAUUUAAGCACAUCGUCAGGUAAUUCGACAAGUAGUAUUUUUUCAAAUCCCUUAAUAAAAAAUAAUACAAUAUUACCUGACACAUCUGGUGAUGAAAUAAUAAAUAAUAAUAUAAAUUUAGAUAAUACUAAUGCCAUGGAAUCUGCUUUAGAUAUUGAAAAUAUUGAUAAAGAUUCAAAUUCUGAUAUAUAUAACCAUCCUACCAAAAAUUGGAAUAAUGCUAAAUGCUUAACAAAUUACGAUAUCCAUGAUAUAUUAAAACAUACGAAAAAAAAAAAAAAAAAAAUAUCGAUACAUUCGAAUACGAAUAUACCUUUCGUUUUAGUAUACUUGGCUAAAAAAAUUAAAAUUAACUUUUAUAAAUACUCUAUGAAAAAAUCAAAAGAUGAGACGCUUAUUUUACUAAAAGAAUUGAACCCUGUCGAAAACGACAUCAACGAUUUGUUUUUAGAAGUCAACCUUAAUGCUAUAUAUUCCGACCUUUUAAUUAACUAG